This is a messenger RNA of Eruca vesicaria subsp. sativa (arugula), 2350 nucleotides long. The record is from the annotation of a GenBank genome assembly. Lineage: Eukaryota; Viridiplantae; Streptophyta; Magnoliopsida; Brassicales; Brassicaceae.
CUUUCCUCUCUUCCUUCAAACACAAACUCAUUUUCUCUCUCUCUCUCACACCUGGAAACCCUUACACGAUCUCACAAAACGUGUCUCUUUACUCUUUAACUUCAAUCUACUUUAGUCAUCAAUUUUCCCAGAUUAUACUUUGUCAGUUUUUUUUUCAAUGCAAAUUCAUAUCUUAGCUUUAUUUAAUUAUUAUCACUUCCGUUUCUGAUUUUUGUGAAGUUAAAGAUUGAAUUGUAAAAUGAUUUGUUUUCCUAUCUGAGAAAAGAAGCUAAAACGAGCUUCAAGUUGGGGAUAUUCGUUUCUUCUUCUGCUAUUACUUUCUGGGGGGUCUCUUCCUCUUCCUUUGUCCAAAAAGAACUUUUUUUAUUUGUUCCGUAUAGAAAAAAAGAACCCUUUUUGAGAAGAUUAAAAAGCUUCAAUUUGUAGAGAAACCCAAAAAAAAGGAGAGAGGAAAAAAGAAGAAGUCAAUCUCAAUUCAUGAAACAGGGUUCCAUGAAUAGAUCAUGUCUCUGUAGUGUCUUAAUCACUACUUCUCUCAUCUGUGGUGUUUACUUCAUUGGCAAUGCUUAUAUUCAUCAACAAUUUAGAGAGAAAUUGCUAAGAUGGGAAAGAACUGAUAAGAGGCAUAAUGUUACUGAUAAGAUGCAUAAUAAUGUCACUCAAAAGAUGCAGAAGGCAACAACAUCCGGUACAUGCAAGAAUCUCAAUAAGCCAAUGGGAACGGAAUCACUGCCGCAAGGGAUUAUCGCCAAAACAUCAAACCUGGAAACACAACAUCUAUGGAACUACGAUGACAACAAAAAGGAAAGUCAGAAGACUCAGAACCGUGCAAUGAGUUUGUUAGCCAUGGCUGUUGGAUUCAAGCAGAAGGAGCUAGUCAACAAAGUCAUCCAAAAGUUUCCACCUCGAGAUUUCGUGGUCAUGCUAUUUCAUUACGAUGGUGUUGUUGACGAUUGGAAGCAGUAUCCAUGGAAUGAGCAUGCUAUUCACGUUUCCGUGAUGAACCAAACAAAAUGGUGGUUCGCUAAGCGAUUCUUGCAUCCUGAUAUAGUUACAGAGUAUGAGUAUAUAUUCCUUUGGGAUGAAGAUCUUGGUGUAUCUCAUUUCAAUCCUCAACGAUACUUAUCUAUUGUCAAAGAAGAAGGUCUUCACAUAUCGCAACCUGCUCUCGACACUACAAACUCAGAGGUGCAUCAUCCUAUCACCGCUCGUCGCAAGAACUUGAAAGUUCAUAGAAGGAUGUAUAAAAACAAAGGUAGCGGAAGAUGUGAUGACCAUAGCACCAAUCCUCCCUGCAUAGGGUGGGUAGAAAUGAUGGCACCUGUUUUCUCAAGAGAAGCUUGGAGAUGUUCUUGGUAUAUGAUUCAGAACGAUUUGAUCCAUGCUUGGGGAUUGGAUAUGCAGCUUGGCUAUUGUGCUCAAGGUGACAGGAAGAAAAACGUAGGUGUUGUUGAUGCAGAGUACAUUGUUCAUUACGGUCUUCCCACACUCGGUGUGGUUGAUACGACUUCAAGCUCUAAGCAGAAUGAGACCAACCCGAAAUCACCGGGGAAGGUUUCAGAGGAAUCAUCAGAGUCUCAUGAAGUGGAUAAUAGACCAGAAGUUAGGAUGAAAUCAUUUGUAGAGAUGAAGAGAUUCAAGGAACGUUGGAAGAAAGCUGUUAAAGAUGAUAGAUGUUGGGUUGAUCCUUAUUGAAACACCAAAGAGGGGCUAAGUAAACCAAAUCAAACCGGGGUUACCUUUACAAAUACAUGUUUUGUGCUCUAAUGUUUGUUAUUGUUUUGGGAGUACAUAGAUUCUGUUUUACUGGGGGGGAUAAAUAGUGUCAUUUUCUGUUGUAGGCCACAGUAGUUUUUUGGGGGGAUAUAUAAUGUAUUUUGUUACUACAGCAACUUUUAAAAUUAACAUUUGCUGAAAGUGUGGCUUUUUCUUCAUGUUUCUACUGAAAGGAGUAUUCGAGUGGUCCUAGUGAAUAGUUUAGUUAUGUAUUGUCAAUUUACUGGGGACAGAUUUAGUUGGAAACCCAAUUAGUGUAUGACAUUAGGUCAAUGUCAUUAAAAAGUGGGUCCAAAGUUCUGAUCUCUUAUCACUAAUGAUUCUUUGUGAAUAUAGGUGAUAUCAUUAAUGAAUCUUUAAUCGUUAGUAUUAGUACAGUCGAUGAUAACCGGUCGAACAGAUCGGUGUUUUAAUUUUGAUGAUGCAAGUCAAUAAAUACAUGUGACAUGUAAUAGGAUAUAACAAUAGGUCUUGUGUAGCUAAACUAUGUAAGUGUGUAACUUAUAUGAACCCCAAUAUCUUUCGAAUAUUGUAUAUCAAUUUAGUUUAUAUGAUGAGAUCUAAUUAAGUCAAA